Messenger RNA from Corticium candelabrum, 1168 nucleotides. RefSeq names its product large ribosomal subunit protein uL4B-like. Gene Ontology annotation, molecular function: RNA binding; structural constituent of ribosome. Gene Ontology annotation, cellular component: ribosome; cytosolic large ribosomal subunit. The record is from RefSeq and is a predicted model, not a curated record. The coding region runs from base 40 to 1074 and encodes 344 amino acids. NCBI's taxonomy places the organism in Eukaryota, Metazoa, Porifera, Homoscleromorpha, Homosclerophorida, Plakinidae. The transcript is spliced from 6 exons. Gene Ontology annotation, biological process: translation.
GCGUCAGUAACCACGUGUCUACAUCAAGGGCAAGCAGAAAUGGCUGCGUCACGCCCAUUAGUGAACGUCUACGGCAACGAAGACUCAACUGCAUCCAGCACAGUUGCGCUUCCCGGCGUAUUCAAGACGCCCAUUCGUCCAGACAUCAUCAACUUUGUGCACACAAACAUGGCAAAGAAUCAUCGGCAACCGUAUGCCGUGUCAAAGAAGGCCGGACAUCAGACGAGCGCAGAGUCGUGGGGCACGGGAAGGGCCGUGGCAAGGAUACCUCGUGUGAGAGGAGGAGGAACUCAUCGCUCCGGACAGGCUGCAUUUGGAAAUAUGUGUCGUGGCGGCCGUAUGUUUGCACCGACUAAAGUGUGGAGACGUUGGCAUAGGAAGAUCAACACCAAGCAGCGUCGCUAUGCGGUCGCUUCUGCUCUCGCAGCCUCAGCUCUUCCUGCUCUUGUGAUGGCUCGAGGUCAUAGAAUUGAGAAGAUCCCGGAGGUGCCUCUUGUUGUAAGCAACGGGCUUGAGAAUAUUGACAAAACAAAAUCAGCUAUGAAGCUGCUGCAGCAGCUAAAUGCUGUUGCAGAUGUAGAGAGGAGCAAGCUAUCAAGGAAAAUUCGUGCUGGAAAAGGUAAGAUGAGAAAUCGCCGUCAUGUCCAGAGAAAGGGACCGCUUGUUAUUUACAACGAAGACAACGGCAUUCGAAAGGCAUUUAGGAAUAUUCCCGGUGUCGACACUUGUUCAGUGGAUUGUCUGAAUUUGCUGGAGCUGGCACCCGGUGGUCAUGUGGGGAGAUUCUGUAUUUGGUCUGAGGGAGCUUUCAAGAAGUUGGAUGCUGUGUUUGGUACCACAAAGAAGAAGUCAAUACAGAAGAAGAACUACAUGCUUCCAAGAUCAAAGGUCUUCACAGAUAUUCAGAGAGUCAUCAACAGCGAUGAAGUCCAGAAAGUCCUUAGAGCCAAACUAAGGAAGCCCAAGCGUGCAGCCAUCAAGAAGAACCCUCUCAAGAACCCAUUCGUAAUGCAUCGUCUCAAUCCGUAUGCGACUGUCACGAAGAGGGCCGCCCUGAAGAAGCACGGACUAUGAUGUCUGUAAUUGACUUGUUGUGUUACUUCAUCAGGACAUUGACUAACACAAUACAGAAAUGUUGAUCAAAUAAGAUGAAUUGUGUGCGUGUGUG